GGAUGGUAGUGAUCUUCGGCAUGGUAUCAUGCGCUCACAUGUAGUUUUUGACCAAGAGCAUCUCACCGCUGGCACCUGUGGUAACACGGAUGUGUUUUAUCCAGGUGGCAAACGGAAAGUUGUAUCCGUAGCGUACGGUAGCUUUGCAUAUGGGGAAAACUGUGGAACGUGUAUAGACGUGCGAAGCGCCCAGGGUGUGAGGAGGACGCUUACUGUUUUCGAGUCUUUCAACGCCGUUAACGGCAAUGAAUUGGAAGUCUCGGAGUCGCUCAUGGAAGAGUUCAGCAAGAGCCCAUCGGGUGUGUCAGAUGUGCUGGACCUGCUCUUAUAG
This is a messenger RNA of Sphaeroforma arctica JP610, 331 nucleotides long. RefSeq lists its product as hypothetical. The coding region runs from base 29 to 331 and encodes 100 amino acids. The transcript is spliced from 2 exons. The record is from RefSeq and is a predicted model, not a curated record. NCBI's taxonomy places the organism in Eukaryota, Ichthyosporea, Ichthyophonida.